CACUCUCCUCCCUCCCAGACGCAGUUCGCACGGCCUGGCGCGCAGGAGUGUGAUCCCAGCGCCGCGCCUUCCGAGAGCUCCGCGUUGGCGCAGCCGCCGCCGCAGGCGGGCGCAAUGCCGGGAUGGGCCUGAUCUGGCUUCUGCUGCUUAGCUUGCUAGAACCCGGCUGGCCAGCAACGGGGCCUGGGACGCGGCUGCGGCGCGAUGCGGGCGGCCGUGGCGGCGUCUACGAGCAUCUCGGCGGGGCGCCCCGGCGCCGCAAGCUUUACUGCGCCACCAAGUAUCACCUCCAGCUACACCCGAGCGGCCGCGUGAACGGCAGCCUGGAGAACAGCGCCUACAGCAUCCUGGAGAUUACUGCAGUGGAAGUGGGUGUGGUGGCCAUCAAAGGGCUCUUCUCUGGGCGGUACCUGGCCAUGAACAAGAGAGGACGGCUGUACGCUUCGGAGCACUACAAUGCAGAGUGUGAGUUUGUGGAGCGGAUCCAUGAGCUGGGCUACAAUACCUAUGCCUCCCGCCUGUAUCGCACAGGGCCCAGCGGCUCAGGGGCUCGGCGGCAGCCUGGUGCCCAGAGACCUUGGUAUGUGUCUGUAAAUGGUAAGGGCCGGCCACGCAGGGGCUUCAAGACCCGCCGGACACAGAAGUCCUCCCUCUUCCUGCCCCGAGUGCUGGGCCACAAGGACCAUGAGAUGGUAAGGCUGCUGCAGAGUGGCCAACCAAGAGUCCCAGGAGAGGGCAGCCAGCCCAGACAGCGGCGGCAAAAGAAACAGAGCCCAGGAGACCACGGCAAGAUGGAACCUUUGUCUCCUAGGGCCACUCCAGCCACCCAUCUAGAGACAGGUGAACUGGCUGUGGUCUGA
Messenger RNA from Phodopus roborovskii (desert hamster), 860 nucleotides. It is a transcript of the gene Fgf3, whose product is annotated as fibroblast growth factor 3. Gene Ontology annotation, molecular function: fibroblast growth factor receptor binding; growth factor activity. The transcript has 3 exons. Lineage: Eukaryota; Metazoa; Chordata; Mammalia; Rodentia; Cricetidae. The record is from RefSeq and is a predicted model, not a curated record. Gene Ontology annotation, cellular component: cytoplasm. Bases 123 to 860 code for a protein of 245 amino acids. Gene Ontology annotation, biological process: positive regulation of cell population proliferation; cell differentiation; regulation of cell migration.